AGAAAUGGUAACAAGGAAGUCCCAUGUUACACAGACGACAGAUCUAAACAGGCAUAUACUUAAGCCUCGUGUAACAUUUUUUGAAACGACUGUUCAACUGUUCGUUGUGCAGUCCACCUAGCUAGCGCCUGUUCAGGUCACGUUUUUGUAGUAGUUUUUUAUUAUUUUUUUAAACGAUUUUGAAAGUAAAUCCUACAAUAGGUGAGUGAAUUUGUUUUUUUUGUUGUUUUUUUUCUUUUUUAAAUCAGAUUUGACAUAACUUUUAUUUUUACCUGAAUUCUCACAACGAAACUUGAUCUGAAGGGACAUUCAUAUUGAAAUAAAGUGACUGGCUUCUAUGCAGGAGAUUUUCAAUAUUUAGAACUUAGGAAUCGGAUUCGUAAAAUCAGAGUGUACAUAAUUUUUUAGUCAGGUAUGGAGUAUUUGACAAAUAAACACAGCAGCCGUACUUGUGACACUUAUAGUAGACGUUAGAGGAAAUUCAUAUAAGUCAUUAGAAGGGGGUCAGAAAAUGGGCGGCGGAUGAAUAUGCCUGCCUUUAUCCAUUAAAAACAAUUAACAUUUGGGAAAAUAUUCAGAUUUUAAUAAGGCAAUUUCAUUCCAUAACUUUUAUAUUUUGAGUUUAAAAAAACAACAGAUUUUGUUAAUACGCAGAGCGAAGGAAGAGGCGAAGCAAUGGAGAAGAGUGUCAACAUGCUCCGCAAAGGGCCAAUGAACAAGGCAGACGCCAUGCGAAUACAAGGCAAUAUUGUGUUCAUUGAAAAGAGUGUUGAUGGGAGGGAUCUCACGUCCUCUUUGUAUCAAUGCUUGGUUUGUAUUUCAGCCGUAGAACAAGAUUUGAUUCAACUGCUCGAUAACGUUUUCAUAAAUUGUUUAAAACUAUUCUAAAUAUGAAAUAAUUUCUUAACCAUCUAUUUGUUUAUCAUGAGAAUGGAUUCAAUGACUAUAGACAUCGCCACACUGCUAAGUAACUCUGGUGCAUCCAAUUUAGCUCUCCGCUAAAUAUGGACUGAAAUUGAUUGAAAGAGAUUGAAUGUAACUGAAAUUGAUUGAAACUUGUGAAAGUGUUAGAAAGAUAUUAAAUUUGGUUGAAAGUGAAUGGAAUGGGUUGAAACUGUGUAAAAUUGAUUGAAAGUGAUUUUAAAUGUAAAUUAAAGUGAUUACACGUAAUUAAACAGAAUUCACUAAAUAGACCUCAGUGACUAUCAGUGGGCUCGACCGUCAAUAGAGAGUUUCAAGGCUGCCCUGGCACCCGCUAGGAGCGGAUAGGAUAGCCGCAUCGUUUCCCAAACCAAUACACAUAUGCCAGUACUUUGUUGCAGCAACGUAGUACAUCAGAAUGAGAAUCAUGCUUGUAAUCACUAAAUAGAUUCAGUGAAUCUUCAUGCUUGUAAUCACUAAAUAGAUCUUAGUGAAUCUCCAUGCUUGUAAUCACUAAAUAGCUCUCAGUGAAUCUUCAUGCUUUUAAUCACUAAAUAGAUCUCAGUGAAUACCAUGCUUUUAAUUUUAAUCAUUAAAUAGAUCUCAGUGGAUCUUCAUGCUUCUGUGCUUCUGUAAUCACUAAAUAGAUCUCAGUGAAUCUUCAUGCUUGUAAUCACUAAAUAGAUCUUAGUGAAUCUUCAUACUUGUAAUCACUAAAUAGAUCUUAGUGAAUCUUCAUGCUUGUAAUCACUAAAUCGAUCUCAGUGUAUCUUCAUGCUUUUAAUCACUAAGUAGAUCUCAGUCAAUCUUCGUGCUUGUAAUCACUAAAUAGAUAUCAGUGAAUCUUCAUGAUUUUAUGCUUGUAAUCACUAAAUAGAUAUCAGUGAAUCUUCAUGCUUGUAAUCAGUAAAUAGAUCUCAGUAAAUCCUUAUGCUUGUAAUUACUAAUAUAGACCUUAGUGAAUCUUCAUGCUUGUAAUAACUAAAUAGAUCUCAUCGAAUCUUCGUGCUUCUAUGUUUGUAAUCACUAAAUAGAGCCCAGUGAAUCAUCAUGCUUGUAAUGUAAUCCCUAAAUAGAUCUCUGUGAAGCUUUUUUUUUUUAUUUUCAAUCAAAUUUGUUCACUGACAUUUUCCAAAAUUACUCGCUUAAUUUUUUUUUUAAUAAAACCGACUAGAUGUUGUAGAGAAACGUUGCUUCCAUCAAUGAACCAACGCCAUCAUGAUGCAGACGUCUUAGGCUACUGUAGCACCCUUUGCCUUGUCUCUAACGCCAUCAUGAUGCAGACGUCCUAGACUACUGUAGCACCCUUUGCCUUGGCUCUCUAAACUCGAUACGGACGACUCUCGUAUAUUUAAAUCAAAUAUUUACACACAUUCUUACUAAAAUAAAUGACGCGCUGUUACUGGGAUAAUAUUGAAAAACCUAUUACGCUACUUUCUAUCCGUUAUUGCGAGGUCUCAAUAUUUAAAAAAAUUCCAUUUUUACCUUAAACAAACGGGAUGUUGUGUAAUGUAUCCUCGUACAAUAACCAAAAUUGUCCACGCCCUUGUAAUUUAUAUUUAGGAACCACCCAUUCAGAUUUUUCUUAUUUUUAAACAAGUAUCUAAAUAAAGAUUUCUACGUGCUAACAUCAUUAGGUUUUGAGAUAUGUGCAUCUUCUAUAUAAUAUAGGCACACCCAAAACUUCUUCACACCCUUUAUCUACAACAACAGAUAGCAGAAUUUUUUGAGAUUUUAAGGUGUCUAAAUUAGAUAAUUGUGAAUGUAAAUUGUAAAUGUAAAUGACAAUUCAUUUGCUGUCCAUGGAAAUUACCUCUAAGUUAAGUGCUAUUUUUUAACUGUUUUUUAUGUUGUUUUGUUCGCUGACGAAGGCUUCCUGCCGACACGUUCAUUGUUUUGUUGCGUUCCUUUUUUCAGGUUUAACACUACUUUGUUUUACUCAUUUUUUAAUUAUGAAUGUGUAGCCCAACAUAAAAUACUGCAAUGUAAAACGUAUUAUUUUAGUACAUUUUAAAACCAUGUACAUUUACCCUGCAGAUCAUUGACGGGGAUGAUAAGGAGAGUGUGGAGAGUGAAAAAACAAGACUAAGUCGAAUUCGCAAGUUGCUCAGCAUCAUAUCAAACAGAGGCCCUAAUGCUUAUCGUUGCUUCAUAGAUGCUCUGAUUUCCAAUGGCUAUAGCAAAGUUGCUAAGGUUAUUGAAAGCAGCGAGUCUGAGCAAACAUAUCUUUUAGACGGUAAGAUGGUUUUAAUCUUUAAAUAGCAUCCAUUUGAAGCGUCUAUCAUUCAGACGUGCGGGUAUGAUGUCACAGGAGGGCACUGACGUUUGUCGCACUGUUUAAAAAAAUUUGGAUUUAUUAAGUCCUUGAAGUUUGUCGUACUGUAGCAGUUCGAUUGACAGAUCUAUGCGCAUUUUUACCACGAUGAAGUACGCGGGCUGUAAUGGAUCUCGGAGCGAUAGUCGAAACCUUGAAAUACGACCAGAAGUUAAGCUACUCCUUAACUGAUCUUUAGAUAUUUAUAUCAUUAAAAGGAAUACAAAAGCGUUGUCCUGUUCAGUUAUUUUCAGACGAUAUUCUCAAUUAUUUUUAUUAUAGAUUUCUACUUUCACUUUGAAAAAUCCUUUUCCGGUAUUUAUUGAUACCAUAAUUCCAAGAUGAUACCUUGACAAAAUGUGAUGCCGCUAAAGAUUUUGACUUUCACCGAGUAGGUAUUGUGUUUUUUAAAGCGCUAUACACUAUAAGGCGUGUCCCUUGAAGCAUCAAUGAAUUUAUUUAUUUAAUUUAAUUAUUUUUAUUUUUUUUUGUAAAAGGGAAAAUGAAGGCGAAAAGGGAGCUUAGACCUAAAUUAAAACCCUUUCUAUAGUGUGACCGUAGUUUGUCCCUUGGAGUUAAAGUGUGGUGCAUGCCUUUAGUGUUCCAGUCAAAUCCCUUUUGAGUUGCAGAUACGCCUUAUUUGUCUAGCAGGGCAUUUGGAUCAUGGGGCGGGAUGAUUGCGUAAGGAGUGUUCCCGGGGUAAGGCCAUGACGGCUUGUCCAUUAGCCACGUCUGCGACAUGACGGCUAGUCCAUUCGCCACGUCUGGGAGGCUGGAGGAGGUGGGUUUAAUGCCAUUUCAGUAUCGAAUCUAGUCGCGUCGAAAAAUACCAAACGAAUGAUGAACAUAAAGGUCACAAAAUUAAAAACUUUAAAUGAUUAUGAGUAUUUUAAUUACAAAUAAAUUAUUUUUUAAAAAUAAAAAUUUAAAAAAAAACAUUAAUAGCUCACUUUGUGUAUAUAUUAUUAAAUAUGUGAUGGAUAAAUAAAAUUUAAUUUCUUUGUUUUGUUUUUUUACUUUCCAGUCCAAGAAUUGAAGUUUGCUGUAGAUGCUCAAGGACAACAAAUCAAUCAGCAUGAAGCAGAUAUUGAUGAGCUAAAAGACAGGCAAGUCAGUUAUAAAACUUCCUGCAUGGAACUUAUCUAUCAAGAUAACACGUGCGGAGAACUGAAUGAUGUUACUUAUAUAAAGUUAAGAAAUGAAUGGAACCAAGGCAGCCGUUUCACACAAAAGCUUUAUUAUUAAAUUCUGUUGUACCAAGAAUUACCGGUAUGCAUGGGCGCCCGCAGAAAACUUUCUGGGGGUGGGGGGCGCAAAAAAAUCGAUUAACUUUCUAGGGGGGGGGGGCAAAAAGUUUUAGUAAUGUUUUAAUGUAGUUUUAAUUUACUGUAGCGUAUUUGUAUGGUGAACGAACGGACAGGACAUCUGCUGAGUUACUUUCUCUUGAUUGUCUCUUUACUUUAAUCAAUUUUUUGUUUAUUUUUGUUUUACAAUUUUGUAUCCAAUCAAUCCAAGGGGGGGGGCGCAAGUGCCCCCCUUGCCCCCCCCCCCUGCGGGCACCCAUCCCGGUAUGCCUUAAAUAAUUGAUCAGUUUGUAGACUCUAAUUUUUUGUUUUUUUUUGUUUUCCAAUUUUGUAUCCAAUCAAUCCAAGGGGGGGGGCGCAAGUGCCCCCCUUGCCCCCCCCCCCCUGCGGGCACCCAUGCCGGUAUGCAUUAAAUAAUUGAUCAGUUUGUAGACUCACUCUUAUAAAUAUACAGAAAGAUAACAAUGACUAUGAAGCAAUUUGAUUUAUGGAGAGAAACUUUGAGAAUAAUAUAAAUAAUCUGUUGAAGCUUGACUUUACUUUAUAAUUUUAUACUUUUUUCCCUGCAGAUUAAAUGAUGUUUACCUGAAAGAGAAUUAUGAGGUUUGCAGUAUCAAAUUUUUUAAUGUUUUUGUCAUAUACAUGCUACAGUAAAUUUUUCAGUUCGAUUUGUAAAAUUGGAUUUAUAAAUAUAAGCAGCCGUCCCAAGCCAUGAUGUUUUAAAUUGUGUCUUGAUUGAGGUAACAGUUCAUGUUGUCAUGAAGUCAGUCGCCCAGGCGUCUGACGUUUUGUCAGUAAGUUUGAGUUAUUUAAAUCAUUUCUAUGCAAUGGAAUGAGUGGCGACAAAAAAAUGCAAAAUAACAAUAUUGCCUUGUGGGUUCCAUUAUCUAAAAAAAACCUAAUAGCCUAUCGUUUAUUGAUUUAGAUUUAGAGAGUAACAUUAACAUGAAUCAUAUCUUACAACCCAGUAAAUUGUGUUAGUAUAUGUAUUAUUUGAACUGUGAAAUAGCGUCAUUGAAAUGAAUCAAAUUAUUAAUGACUGAGUCCAUCUGUAGGAAAUAUUGAAAGAAAAGGAGGAAGAAAUGAAACAAAUUAGGAAAAUCCUUGAAGAAAAAGAAAAUGAAUUACAACAACUUCGAAAUGACCUACAAGUCGAAAGGUCAAGGCUGAACGAUGAAAUAGACAGUUUAAAGCGGCAACUACAAGAGACUACAAGACAAUACAAUCUUCAAAAAGGUCAUUUUAUUUUUGCAUUAAAUUGUAUUUCUUUUUAUAAAAUGUGAAUUGAAACCUGGUUCCGAUGUCGACUUAAGUAAAGCAAUUGAGCGUUAUACAAAAUGGCACGCUGAAAACCCUGUGUUUAUGGACGUCAAACAGCACUCACUAAUUCUCUGGUCACAGGUGCAACGAGCCCUAUAAGGAAAUUUAACUUUUCUACGGUGCUUACUCUUACACUAUACAAGAAAUGUACAAAGGUUAAAGUUAAAGGAAACUCUGAAAAAGGACAAUAACAGAAAGUGGACGUUUCAGCUAAAUAGCCUUCUGCAGCAAAAGUAGAUAAAAAAAGAGACAAAAACUCUUAGCUUGUUGUAUAGAUAUGUAGCAUAUAAAAAAGAGACAAACACUCUAAGCUUGUUGUAUGAAAAUGUAGUCUACAAGACAGAGACAAACACUGUUAGCUUGUUGUAUAGAUAAUAUGUAUUCUAUAGGAAAUUUAGGGAUUUUAAUCGAUAAAAUCCAGAAUUUCUAAAUUAUUAUUUAAUAAAUAUUUUUUUAAAAAUAAGACGUUAAAGUAAUUAGCACACAAAAAUAUUAUAAAAUAGUUACUUGUGUAAUCUAAAGUAAGUGUAAUGAAGUUUUCAAAAUAAGAGAGAAAGAAUAAGCUCUAACGUUAAUUUGGCCAGUACCAGUAUACAAACGAACAAAACCAGUGAAUAAUUAUGAAUGUUCAUUUAGAGGAGCCCAGUUGCAAAUGGCACUAAGUCCUUUUUUUUUUUUGAAAAAAAUUAGUUAGUGCCCUUUUCUUAAUUUAUUGUUAAAAAUACACAUUUUGAAUUUCUCAUCUUAACAUUCAGAAGGCUCUAAAUGCAUUUAUUUUAAAUAGAAACUGUACAGCAACCUUCAAAAUGCUAGUUAAGUUGUAACACAAAAUUCACUUUCCUGAAAAAUAAGUUUGGUUGGACUUAGUACCUUUUGCAAGAGGGCUCCUCAUUUGUUAGUCGUCAUACUGAACAAAAAGUUGCCUCUAACCCAAAGUGAUGGAGACAUCAAUAGAUCGUUUUAAAAGAGGGGGUGUGGGCAAAUCUCCCUGGACUUAACUUUGGCACGAUCCACUGAUGAUCAGCUAGCUACAUGCAUAUGAUGAAAAUGAUGACAAAAGUUUUGACUAUAACAGUUCAUUACGUUAUUUUUUUUUCUCCAAAUGAAUACUACAGGUGAAAUUGUAAGACUAAUCUCCGAAAUGGAAGCUUUGAAAAAGUCAAACAAACGGGAAAAAGGUAACUGACUAGUUUAUUUCAUACUAUAAAUUUCUCACAAAUAGUAGUCAAGACUCAAGAGCACUGCGUUUUAUAUAGUGCUGUGACUCAUGUUGGCUGAGCAGUUUAGCCAGAUGGUUCUCAACUUUUAUUUUAAAUUAUGGACCACUUGCAUAACAUAUAAUAUUUCAAUGUCAGGCAAAGAUUGUUUAAAAAUUCAAGGCAUUCACAUUUUACCAAAAUAACUUUUUAUAUCACUGUCUGUGAAGAUAUAACCUAUUAUGACAACUUGUCAUACACCAAUAUUUAAAAUAAUUCGAUUAAAAUUAAAAUUGAAGAUGUAUCAGCUGUUACUCGGGCAGACUACCGGAGUGUGCGUCGUGGAAAGACAGAGGUUCGGUGAACACCGAUUGAGAACAUUGGUUCAGAACCUUUUUUUUUUUUUUUAGAACUUUUAUGUCAACAAUGAAGCUUAACAAUGAACCUGGCAAACCCAUAAUAUGAUUUGCAUCAUGUUUUUGAAGAUUGUACUUUGCUGUAUAAAUAAGAUGUUAAACGAGAUUGAGGAUUAGAGAGGGUGAGAAAGUGAGAAGCGACAGAAUGUGGGGGGGGGGGGGGAGAGGGGGGGGUGGGGAGAAAAGGGCAUAUAUCGAUGUCCGGUUCAAACUUUAAAAAGUCAAUCAAUUUAUAUUUUAACAGAGAAGGUAGACACAAAAAUGAUGGAGAUGGACGCAAAAAUGGCAGAAAUGCAAAAACUUAUCAAGGUAAGAUUUCUAAGUUUCUCAUUUAAAAAAUGGUAACUUUAGACGAGAUUUUAAUUUUUAAAGGUAAUAAUUCAUAAAAAUAGACCGCUGAAGAAGUAUAACAGAAGCAAGAUAUUCAAACGGGAUAAAUCGGUAAUCCAAUUUCUUCCCAGAACAUGGUACCCCGUCAAGUAGGGCUGCUCGAGCCAUUCACCUAUAUCACACAAAUAGCGUGAUCAAGCUAAACAUUAAAAACUUAAUUAACGCUGGAUCUUUGUGGGAGAACCUUACAGGAAAUAUGGGACAAAUAGAAACAAAGAUAUAUUUGAUUUUAAGUCAUUAAAAAAUAUAAACUUACACUUCAUUAUUUGAAUACAUUUUUUUUAUCUUUUAUAUUAACUUCGCGUUUGUUCGUGUUUCUUUCUUUCUUUCUUUGAGGCGGCACAAUCUUAGUAAGGCCAGUUGCCCACUUUCGUCAUCCUAUCAAGCUGAAAGUUGGCACAUAGACUCGUUGCACUUGUCAGCAUUGUCCAUCAAAUUUUCAGCCCAACCCCCCCCCCCCCCUGUCAACUCCUAUAACGUCUUCUUGGAUUGAUUACAUUCGUCAGUUCUUUCACACGUUGAAGCGUCGUACUAUUCUCACUAUCAAUUAACAAACUCAACUCCUUUUCAUAAUAACUAUAACUUUAAUAUCUAAGUAAAUAUAAUAAACAUCCUAUCACUCCAAGGUUCCACUCAAGACUGCCGCACUACUAAAACAUACGUCACAACACUGCAUAGACAAUACGUCACGACUCAGCAUAAAAAUACGCCAUAAAGACAAUGGCGGGAAGAGCGUUCACUAACUAUAAUAGUCAAGCGCGGGAAAAGCAUUCAACAACUAAUGAACAUAAUAUUGAGUCGCAACAAUUACUAAUGAACGCUCAUACUCGACAUAUCCCCCCUCUUUCAUUUCAGAUUUCACUCAGGGAGUGAAAUCGUCACCAGACUUACAAAAUUUACAUGAAUUACAUCAAGAAGAGACCUUCAGCCAUAUGAAUGGUCCUUAUCAAAAAACAUUAUUUAGGUAUCACUGAAAAUCAAACAGAUUUAUGAUAUACUGCAAUGAAAUAAACAAUCCUUCGUACAUAAUUUUAAAUGCAAUUCAAGAGUUAAUUCAUGUACGAAAAUAAAAAUCAGACCAUUGAAAUUGAAUGUCAACAUUAAUUUUCAUUUUUCAUUCCAAUAAAAAUAAUUAUAUUUUUAUCUAAAAAAUCAGGCCAAAUACAUCAAUAUCCUUACUGAAUUUGAAACUAUAACUAAGUUAAUCCAAAUCAUAUCAUCAAGAAGGUGUAUUUUUAAACAAAACCAAUGGCCAUCACUAUAAAAACACAAAACUAUCUAACAUUAUUACAGGUGAGAGAUGUCUCACCACAAUUUGAGCAGCCUUUAUUUGCUCUUAAAUAACACAGCUACAGAUGGUGGGACAUAUCUUUUGUCCGUGGAUUUCACAACUUUAUGCUUCAACAUGUUAAUUAUAAUUAGAAUUAUCUCUCCCUGUUCUUUUGACCCGUGGUCAGAACUCAUGUGAAAUCUCAGUUUUACAAUACAUAUUUUUAAAUUGUUACAAAAUGAAAAACGAGUCUCAUAAAAAAGAAAUUCAAACAAAUCAGGAACUUCAAGGCAAUCAUGGUAAUAGUUCAUUUUAACAGAUUCAUUUUUUUAACAAUACAAUCAAAAGCCUCACCUCCCAACUCAUGGACCUGACAUCUCACAUCCUUUUGAAAAUCAUAAACAAGUGCACCUUUAGAGCUGGCAGCGCUCUUUUUAACACUUUCAGCAUUAGUUUCCAACUUAUUGUUAGAGCACUCCUGGCUCUCAAAAUCCGGACAACCUUCACUCACAUUACUUGGGAAUUUAUUUUCAUUACAGCUAUCUGUAACAAUAUGCGAAUUUGAGCAGCCCUGGCUCACAUUUACAGGUGAUUCAUUAUCAUUACAGCUAUCCGUAACAAUAUGAAAAUCUGAGCAGCCCUGGCUCACACUACCUAUUGAUUCAUCAUCAAUACAGCUCUCUGUAAUACUAUACAAUUUUGAGCAACCCUUGCUCAUAACAACUUGUGAUACAUUUUCAUUGCAGAUCUCUGCAGUAACAUCAAAACCUGAGCACACCUGGCUCACAUUAUCAACUAAUUCAUAUUCAUUACCAGUACAUAUCUCUGUAAAAAUAUCAACAUUUGAGCAACCUUUGCUCACAUUACACAGUGACUCAUUUACAUCACAAUAAUUAUCAACAACAAUUUUCUCUCCUUCCCCCACCUCAGGGAUUACACUCACCUCAUCAACCUCACACAAAAAAUCAGACACUUUAACUUCAGGACUUACAUUAUCUGAUGGCUCACCAUGAGAUACAACAAAAAUCAUGUCCUCAGACAUUAGAACAGGGUUCUCUUUGCUUUCAAGGCAGCCCGUUCCCAUAACAACCAAUUCAUUACAUGCUGUGGCGCUGGGACAAUCCCCUGCAUACGUCCACCUAAGGUCAUUUCCAAUGACUUCUACCAUAUUAAAUUGUCGUCCCCUUUCUUCUUUACAUUGGACUUCCUGGGAUACACCAACUACUACAACCUCGUUUUGACAUGAAUCUAAAUCUAUAUAUGUACCCUUUGCCACUGGGGGUAUGUCAGCACGGUCAACGUUGUCCCUUUUAACGUCAGCUGACGGAUCAAUUAACAAAUCACUGUCAUUUCUAUUUAAAAAAAUUGAGUCGUCAGCAGAGGCAAUAAUAUCAUUUUGUUCCUCAGUAUCUUUAGCCAUGAACCGUGGUUGCGAGGCCGACUCUUGCCUGUAGUCAGGAUCAUGAGUAUGUCCACCGUUAUCCACAUAUUUGUUUUCACUUACAUUAAUAGAAACUCUAUUAAAAUUUUUAUAGGGAUUCUCACAGUGAAUGCUGGCAAUGCCAUAAUAUAUUUUUUCCCCGUGACUCUCGUCAUCGUCACUGUCGUUAUAAUAAUAUGCCUGUCUAUUUAAAAUAAUUUCCCGUCGUUCUGCCUCUAAUUUCGCACGUCUAAUUUCUUCAUCUAGUUUAUUGGGUUUAUAUUGUCUCUGACUAUCUCGGGUUUCGUACUGUCUCGGUCUGGCUGUAUGUUCUACAUAUCUCUGUCUAUCUCUAGGUUUGUACUGACUCUGUCUAUCUCGGGGUUCGUCGUGCUGUCUCGGUCUGGCUGUAUGUUGUACAUAUCUCUGUCUAUCUCUAGGUUCGUACUGACUCUGUCUAUCUCGGGGUUCGUACUGUCUUGGUCUAGCUGUAUGUUCUACAUAUCUCUGUCUAUCUCUAGGUUCGUACUGCCUCUGUCUAUCUCUAGGUUCGUGCUGUCUCGGUCUGUCUGUAUGUUCUACAUAUCUCUGUUUAGCAAAACUUUCUCGCUCUCUCUGUUUACCUACACGUUGUAGCUCUCUGUAUUUAUCUAUGUGUUCUUGCCAUAUCUGCCUUUCUAUACGUUUCUCCUCUCUCUUUCUAUCUAUACGUUCCUCCUCUCUUUGUUUUUCCCACAUUCCCAUUAUAAAUUCCACAAGUUUUUCUGCCUUAUAAGAAAGUAAAAUGCCAACACGCUCAAUUUCUUCUAGGCUCAAUUUCCCAUACUCGACAUAUCCAGCCAUAGCAAUGCAAAUUAAGGGUGAUCAUACAAUAAACAAUAAUUAGGUUUAAGGACCAAUCGCAGUCUGUUUAAACUAACUCUAGCAGAAAUCUAAAUUCUACCCAGGUAAAAAAAAAAAAAUGUAAAUACAAAAGAAAAUUUAUGCCAAAAAUGUUUCAAAACAAUAAAAAUCCAACUUGCCUGGUUCGUGAAAUGUCCUAUAGAAUUUAAAUAUUAUUUAAAACACACACUGGGCUUAAUUAAGUGUCAAUGGUUCUUUACUGUCAAUAGUUCUCUCACAAACUUCAAUUGUCCUAUAUGGCGAUCUUGGGAAACAGUCAUUGAGGUGUGGGUGACCGGGACGGGUCACGGGACAUCGGCAGCUCACUGGACAGAACGUAGGCGAAUCGCCGACACUGGACAGUUCGUGGGUAACUCACCAAAACAGGAUCGGGCAUGUGCAGCUUGAUGCAGGACGGGACGUUGGUGGCUCGUUGAAGCAGGACAGGGCGUUGUUCAGCUGGGUGACCGGACAGGGCCACGGACUUCACAACUCACUGGACACGAAGUUGGUAGCUCACUACCGACAGGACGUAGAUAACUCGAUACAGGGAAAUGCGUAGUUAAUUCACUGGAACUCAACUGGACGUUGUCGACUUGACGAAGGUCAGGGCUGGGUAUUUCACUGGAACUGAACACGAAGUUGGUAGCUCACCGCUGAAAGAACGUAGAUAACUCGAUACGUGGAGGGGCGUAGUUAAUUCACUGCAGCUGAACAAGAGGUUGGUAACUUGAUAACGGGCAUGGCGUAGUUAUUUCACUGGAACUGGACAUUGGCAACUUGAUAACGGGCAGGGCGUAGUUAUUUCACUGGAACUGGACAGGACGUUGGCAACUUGAUAACGGGCAGGGCGUAGUUAUUUCACUGGAACUGGACACGAGGUUAGUAACUUGAUAACGGGCAGGACGUAGUUAUUUCACUGGAACUGGACACGAGGUUAGUAACUUGAUAACGGGCAGGACGUAGUUAUUUCACUGGAACUGGACAGGACGUUGGCAACUUGAUAACGGGCAGGGCGUAGUUAGCCUGUUGCAGGUUAGGACAUAACUAGCCUAAUACAGGACGUAGGUGGUUGAUGGAGUUACUGGCGUAUGCAACUCAUAUAAACUUGACACACGGUGGCAGCGGGGCUCCGACAUUGAAAUACGGGAACAUGCGACGAUGGUUGUAACUUCACUAAAGUUGAAUAAUAAGAAUGUUCUUGUACUUUACCUCAAGUAUGAAAAUAACGAGGUUCACCAAUCCCGGAUGAGAAGCACCCAUGUCAACUCCUAACGUCUUCUUGGAUUGAUUACAUUCGUCAGUUCUUUCAUACGUUGAAGCGUCGUACUAUUCUCACUAUCAAUUAACAAACUCAACUCCUUUUCAUAAUAACUAUAACUUUAAUAUCUAAGUAAAUAUAAUAAACAUCCUAUCACUCCAAGGUUCCACUCAAGACUGCCGUACGACUAAAACAUACGUCACAACACUGCAUAGACAAUACGUCACGACUCAGCAUAAAAAUACGUCAUAAAGACAAUGGCGGGAAGAGCGUUCACUAACUGUAAUAGUCAAGCGCGGGAAAAGCAUUCAACAACUAAUGAACAUAAUAUUGAGUCGCAACAAUUACUAAUGAACGCUCAUACUCGACACCCCCCCCCUCCCAAAAUCGCUUUUGUUCGUGUUUCUUGGUGGCAAAAUCUUUGGAAGGCUAAGUGACUCACUUUCCGUCAUCCUAUCAAGUUGAAACUUGACAAAUAGACUUGUUGCCAAAGACGACAGACUUUGUUUUCAAAUUUUAAAUCCCACUCCCCACAACCAACCUUCCACCCCAAAAAAAAUCUUUUUUCCUAUUUUUUUGAGGAGAUUCUAAUUGACCCACUGAAAGUUGGCACAUAGACUCGUUGCAAAUGAAAACACAUUCGAUCAAAUUUUCAGCCCCACCCCAAUCCCCAAAAAUCUGUUUUUCAAGGGAAGAUGAAUGAAAUAUGAUUUGUUAAAUACGUGCUUGUUUUUGUUGUGAUAAAAUGGGCAGCUUUUGCUUUGUAUUUUUGACGCAUUUGGAUAUGCAGUUGUUGUUUUUUUUAAUGUAUUUUUGAAAGUAAAAAUGAAGGAGAUGUGAAACGUGUUUCCGACUCAAGUUUACCCAUUGACAUAACCACUUCUCAAUAAAUGUUAAAUCAUGUACAAUGAUAGAAAGGCAAACAAAAAUGCCUAUAAAGGAUUUAAACGAAAAACUUUGGUUUCAGUUGUUUGUUUUGUUUUUUAAAUUUUUUAUUUUUUUAACAUCCAUUUUGGUUUGGAGAGAUUGUGGCUUUGAUUUGUUGAUGUUACCUAUCGUCAAAAUACAUUGUCCUCUGCUAUUGUUUUUUUUGUGUGGUUUUUUUUCGCGUUUUCAAAGCAUGUUUCAUUUCUAAGAAUCGACGACUGGCUUUGAUUUUAAGAAAAUCCUAGGAGGUCGUCUGACUUAAUGUCAGAAAAGAUUUAGCUCAAAUAAUAAUUUUUUUUUUUUUAAAUAUGAUAUCUUACUGUCUACUUUUUAAGCCAGAAAGACAACACGUUGGUUUAUUUCAUAAGCUUAAGCGUAUCCUAAUUAUUGUUUUCCUUCUACAGAACGUGGAUGAAAGGACAAAACCUAAUAACAGAAACAAGCCUGAGCCCAAAUUCCCUGUCAAUCAGAAUGUAACUUCAGAUAUGCGAUUGCUUUCGGUGCAAGUGUCAAUGCAAGCAAGAAAACAAUUAAAUUUAAAGACCACAGCUGGGAAAAAUUCAAGAUUCAAUUAAAAAUGUCUAUAAUCACAUAGAUUAUAUAUAUUUACAUAUAUUUACA
Molecule: messenger RNA, 14242 nt
Organism: Lymnaea stagnalis (great pond snail)
Lineage: Eukaryota; Metazoa; Mollusca; Gastropoda; Lymnaeidae
Source: the annotation of a GenBank genome assembly